Molecule: messenger RNA, 1698 nt
Organism: Cheilinus undulatus (humphead wrasse)
Lineage: Eukaryota; Metazoa; Chordata; Actinopteri; Labriformes; Labridae
Gene: dnpep
Product: aspartyl aminopeptidase
Exons: 15
Coding region: 91-1515 (474 amino acids)
Biological process (GO): proteolysis
Molecular function (GO): zinc ion binding; aminopeptidase activity
Source: RefSeq, a predicted model, not a curated record
CAUCACCACCGUUCCUCUGGCUGUAGCUGCCUGCUAAUCUCUGUCCGCCUGUCCCUGCUCCUCUGAGUUCAGAGUUUGAGAGUCCGGUUAAUGCAGUCUGUGAUCAUGAAGAGCUCCAGAGAGGCCGUCCAGUCUGCAGCCAGAGAGUUCCUGCAGUUUGUCAACAAAGGAGUGUCUCCAUACCACGUGGUUGAAGAAUGCAGGAGUCGUCUGUUGGCUGCCGGCUUCACUGAGCUGAAGGAGACGGAGAAAUGGAACAUCGAGACCACCAAGAAGUACUUUGUGACCAGGAACUUCUCCAGCCUCAUCGCCUUCGCCGUGGGCGGACAGUACCUUCCAGGGAACGGCUUCUCCAUGAUCGGAGCCCACACGGACAGCCCCUGCCUCAGGGUGAAGCCGAGGUCUAAGAGGACGAAGCAGGGAUGUCUGCAGGUCGGGGCUGAGUGCUACGGGGGUGGAAUCUGGAACACCUGGUUUGACCGUGACCUGACCAUUGCAGGCCGUGUGAUGGUGAAGAGCGAUGGCAGGCUGUUUAGUAAGCUGGUUCACGUGCCCAGACCUCUGCUCAGGAUCCCUCACCUGGCCAUCCACCUGCAGAGAGACAUCAACGAUUCCUUCAGCCCCAACAAGGAGAACCACCUCGUGCCCAUCCUCGCCACGGCCGUGCAGGAGGAGCUAGAGACGGGCUCUGCAUCCUGUGGAGACGCCUCCCUCGCCACCAGCACGGCGGAGAAACACCACCCGGCGCUGGUGAAGGUGCUGUGCUCAGAGCUUGGCGUGGAGCCUGAAGCUCUGCUGGACUUUGAGCUGUGUCUGACCGACACUCAGCCCGGGGCGCUGGGCGGCGUGUAUGAAGAGUUCAUUUACUCUCCUCGCCUGGACAACCUCCACAGCUGCUACUGCGCCCUGCAGGGUCUGUUGGAGUCCUGCUCCGGGGAUUCUCUGAUCUCAGAUCCCAACGUCCGUAUGAUCACUCUGUACGACAACGAAGAGGUGGGGUCACAGAGCGCUCAGGGAGCCCAGUCCAACCUGACUGAGCUGAUCCUCAGCCGCCUCGCCGCCUCCCCCUCCAACGUCACCGCCUUUCAGCAGGCGGCGCCGCUCUCCUUCAUGAUCAGUGCUGACAUGGCGCACGCCGUGCAUCCCAACUAUGCGGAGAAACACGAGGAAAACCACCGACCAACUUUCCACAAGGGCCCGGUGAUCAAAUUCAACAGCAACCAGCGCUACGCCACCACCGCCGUCACCGCCUCCAUCGUCAGAGAGGUGGCCAGCAGGGUGGGCGUGCCUCUGCAGGACGUGAUGGUCCGUAACGACAGCCCGUGUGGAACCACCAUCGGACCCAUCCUGGCCGCCCGCCUCGGGAUCCCCGUGCUGGACAUCGGCGCUCCGCAGCUCUCCAUGCACUCCAUCAGAGAGAUGUGCUGCACCUCCAGCGUCCUGCAGAGCACCACCCUCUUCAAGGCCUUCUUUGAGCUGUUCCCCUCCAUCAGGAGCGCCGUGGUGGUCGACUAGAACCAGGACGCCACGGUCAUCAAGCUCUGACACAUGCAGGACCCAGCACUUACUGAUGAUGACCUUUGACCUCAUGUUUUUGAUGACCAUGAGGAUGACCCUCACAUACUCUGAUUUCUCACAUUUCCUCUCAGUGAACGAGCACUUCCUCUUCUUUCUUAUGAAAUAAAAGAGUUUUGGACA